Molecule: messenger RNA, 5357 nt
Organism: Biomphalaria glabrata
Lineage: Eukaryota; Metazoa; Mollusca; Gastropoda; Planorbidae
Exons: 27
Coding region: 3-4277 (1424 amino acids)
Source: RefSeq, a predicted model, not a curated record
ACAUGGAUAAAUCUCAGAAGGAAAAGUUAACCCUCGCGUCUCGGAGCUCUAAACAACAAGCAGACUACCGUCCCUUUAAUCAGCUUUGGAUCAACUCCUGUUACCAGCAGACAUUGCUGCCCAAUGCACCUUGGCACAAGCUGGAAGAAGAAAUCUGUCACAAUUUGGCGCAGAAAGUAGAGAAACAGUUUCAUCAGCCUCAGAGGAAAGAGAUGUUGCUGGAAGUCCUGGGGAAACAUUUUGUAGAGAAAUAUUUGUCCCAUGUACAGAGGAACCCAGAAAUGUUGGAACCCAUCCAUAUUUCAGCCAAGGAGAAAAACCGUUUAAAGACUGAUGCUCAAAACUGGCUUAAUAGUCAGAUGUACAAGGCAGUCAAAGAAACAGGUCAUGGUUACCUUUUGACUGGCAUAGGUCCUGGAGAGCCACCUCCUACUGGAUACUAUGCAGAGUUCCUGCAAGAAACGUUUAACAUAUUCACUACAGGACUUGACAGAGAACUUUAUUUACAAGAGAAAAGAUUGCUGAAAGCUAAGGAGAGUGAAGUGGUAACAAGAAAGGCAGACAACUCUGACAUCUACAAAGUUCCUGCACCCAGCAGGCUGAAACAAAUAGGGGCAACUGAUUCAGGAGCAGCAAAAGUUUCUGUACCAACCACAGCACAAAUUAGGACCAAGGUCCAUACGCUUGAAGGGGACCCACCGCCACUAUGGGGUCCACAGAGUGACACAAUCGGAGCAGCAGUGGUGUCCCUUCUUCAGAGGGACCCCAGAAGGUUUGAAGUGGUGGCCAGCCAUCUUCAUGGUCGCCAAUUGCCUGGGACUCUACGGGCCUACAUGUGGGCUGACAUACUUUUCAAAGCAGAAAGGAAAAAGAUGAAAGAAGUUUUUGUUGAGAAGAUAGUGAGAGAGAGGUUUGCAGUUGCUGUGACACGAGGACUGACAGAGCUGCGGAUAAAGAAGCCAACUCAGUCUCCAAUCAAUGGACUUAUUCAGAAUGCUGUAGUGGAGACCUACAGUAAAACUACAAGCAUGGUACCAUACAAACACAUGGAUCACUUAAAAGAAGCCAUCAGGGCAUUGAACGUUCUUUAUGUCUAUGAUAGAAGCUAUGAGCCUUACCUCGUCUACUGGCUGUUUCCACUUCAGCUGGCGUUCAGGAAUAAAGAAGCUAUGUUGGAUGACAAAGGUGAACAUGUUUUGGAGCUAGCCAUGUAUCUGGACAUGCUAAACUGUAACUGUUUUCCGACUUGGCCUCACGUCUUUGCCAUGGCUGAGCAGGUGAUGAUGAGGCUACAAAGUGAUGACCCCCAGCUUUAUGAUCAUUUGAAACGUAUAGCUCCUAUAAAUGCUUUGGUCAAUGCAAAGGAGUUCCUGGUCCAGCUACUUCACCAAGAGAGAGAAAAGGCUGAGGCACUUCUCCAGCUGACCUCCACCAACACACCAAGGGCCCCUAGUUCCUCAACACAGUUCUUGGCAGACCCUACAAUAUUUCUCAGGAGAUGGAUAGGAGAGGGUUUUGUGAGUGUGCUAGACACUCCAGGUGUAAUGUACAUAUGGGAUCAACUCUUUAUGCAGAACUGGUCCCAGUCAGCGAUCAUCAAUGUUUGUCUUAGCCUCAUGGAACUGCUGCGGCAUAAGUUUAUGGAAGCCUAUGAUUAUAUCACAAUGAAAGAGGUUUUUUUAAUGGAGCCCUGCAAGUUGUACACAGUAGACUUUCAGAUGGCCUGGAUACAUGUGGAGAAUGGGAAAGAUUUGAUGGAUAUCAACUCCCAGUUCAACAGGCAGCGACCAAUAUCUGUGAGUUCAGCCUUAAGUGAACCCAUCACAGAUAGAGAGUCACCCGACUCAGGAGUUUUGAAACCUUGUGGCAUCAAAAACAUGAGAACCAGUUUAACGAUUCCCUCCAGUUCAGUCUUGAAGGAAUCAUGGCUAUCUGACCUCCAGCCUCAAGAUUUGCGUCUCAAUGUGGCUGUCUAUUUCGGCAGUGUCAAGCUCCACUCCAGAUUCUCUCACAGCCUCUCUGUGGUCACCUCCAAGAGCAAAGACACCUAUGGCUCCUUGCUCCUGGACCUAGAGUUUCCAGAAGAGCGCUACAUUUAUGACAUGUUGGACCUGUCGCAGUACGAUGUUGAGCGAGAGCUGGGAGCAUAUCCCUAUGUCAUCAUGAAACUGGAGCGGUUGAAUCAUAAAAGUGGAAGAAAAUCAGGACCAGUAACUCUGGGCUGGUGCCGCAUCCCACUGCAUCGUCAGGCCAGCCACCGUGACAAUCAGGGUUACUCAUUGCUGGAUGGUGAUGUCACUGUGGCCCUUCAUCCUGGAGACAUCCCUGACAGUCUGAUCUCAACUCAGCCGCAGACUCCGUCCAGUGAGGACAGGGUUGAAGGGAAUCUCCUUGGGUACAACUGUACCUUCUCUGCUUAUGUCUUUGACCCCAACAACGAGCCAACCAGCCGCAAGGUGAAGCCAUUCAAACCACAACCUGAGUUGCCACCCCCUGUUCCUCCUUUGGACACGAGACCUACAAAACCAGCUGCUGCACCAAAGAAAGAGCCCACACCACCACCACCUGUCCCUGCCCAAGCUGCCCCCAAGCCUACCCCUCGUCAAGAACAGGUGGAGGACCCAUGGGUGCCAACUAAACCCAUUGCAGCCAAGUCGGAUCCCAAACCUACAACCAACAGGGAUCCCUUUGUUCUAUACAUUGACUCAGUCCGAUAUCUUCCUGACAGUGCCACUAUAGUUAAGGUUACUGGACGAAUUCUUAGAGCUGGCAACAUAACAAAUCUCCAAGACAUUCAGGCUGUGCCCAACUUGGAAAGUCCUUCCAGGUCACCCACCUUCAACUUUAGGAUGGUAAUCAACCAGGGAGGUCAGGUAGCAGACCCUGAGCUGCUAGUGUUUUUGAGAGUGGCCACCUACGACCUGGAGACCAAGAAGAUGGUCAUGGUGGGCAGCGCAUUGGUCAGGGUUUUUAAUCCAGGCAAGAAGAAAGGGGAGGGCUUGUUACAUGUUGGAGGGCAUCAGCUGAGACUACAUUCUGGUAUGCCCAACACAAAAGGUUUGAGUCAGAUGAAUUCAACUGACCUUGACACUAACCCAGUGGUUCCUGGAUGUUCCUUGCUUAUCCGACUCCUGCCUUAUAGUGAGGAUCCAGUGCCAGCUCCAAGCUACUCAUCUGGUUAUUACAAAUCAGAGUCUAGCAAGCCAACUGUCUCAGAGAACAGAUUGUUUGCGACUUACGAGACUGAACACAAGAUCAAUCCUAGAAGUGAAAAAGACAUGAUCCUACGCUUACAACAGUUUGAAAAUGUGACAAACUCGGGUGGAUCAGACAUUCAGCUCACUAACUGGCUCUUAGAAAAACUGGACAUUAAAAAGCAAGGAGUUACUGAACUAGCGGGUGACCUAGUUUUGAACAGAUGUAUACGUUACAGAGUAAAGGUUGGACUGAAAGUAGAAAUCAAGUCUGCGUAUGGUUUACCUGAUGGCCAUUACAUCCAAUGUUUUGCCCGCAUCAUCCCAGGACGACAAGCUAAAUACAUGACCCCGUCAGAAGAGGGCUUUGGCAAAGAAGAAAAAUUUAUCACCACCAAACUGGUGCCAACAAGUCACAUCACAGCACCAAUCUGGGAGGAUGGAGCUAAGGAGCUGCAUCCUUUUUACGAUGGCAACACUUGCCUGAUUGUGCAACUCCUGAAGUUCAAAGUGCUGUACAAAGCUCAAGCAGACCACAAGACUGCUGGGACUGUGCACAAAGCCGAUGGCACUCCUCUGGAAAUCACUGACAGGGAGCUGAUUGGUUGGGCUGCAGUGCCCUUGUUUGAUUGCAAUGCAGUCAUGUCUGGCACCCACAUUGCCCCUGUACUGACCAAGACUCUGAAUGACCAACUGUUAGAGGAUCUGUCCAACUUAUCUGUUGUUCCAGCUCUGAGUAAAACUGUUUGGAACAAUAGCACAAAGAUACCAGGGGCAAGUAUUCAAGUCAAUGUGUGGGACUCUCACUUUAAUUUCUCAGAGUUACCUGAGCCUCAGGUUCACAGACCUCUGCUGGAUGUUGUGGGCAGUUCUGAGCAGUAUCUGCAGACAGUGAAGGCGCCAGCUAACAGUCCAACUCUCCAGGAGUAUGUCCUGAACAUGUUGGAGGAGAAAAUCAAAAAACAAGGAGUUCAGGGAGCAACUUUCAAGAAAGAGUUGUCCUUCUUUAAUGAAACAAUGGCCAAAAAAUACUAUGAACUCAUGCUGGACUAUUGCUUACAGAAUGGAUUAGCACCUUUAUAACAAGUAAACAUUUCAUCUUGGUUUAUCUGGGUUUAUUCCUGUUGGCAUUUUAAAAUAUUUUAUUUCAUUUGACAUUUCUUGAAUUUUAUUUCAUUUCACUUGAAUAUAUAUUUGUUUUCUCUCUCUUCUCUUUUUUUUUAAACUACAUUUAUUUUUCUAUAUUUCAAUUUUUGUUUAUUUUCAAGGCAUUUUACUGUGUGACUUGUUAUGUAGGAAAUAUCAUUUAUGUUUUGAUUGUAAUUUGUCAAAUUACUUGAAAGCAGGGUGUUACAUUGAGUACAAGCAUUUGUUAAGAUAGAAUUGGAACCAUUAUCUUAAAAAAAUGCUUCAAAAAUACUUUAUAAUGUUUAACUUAUAAUAUACACAGAAAGUUUAUAAUAAAUUGAACUGUGAAUAGUUUAUUUAUGUAGAAAGAUGAAAGCUGUGGCCAUUUUUUGUGUGUUUACUAUUGAUUAUCUGUGGACUGUUUCCUUGUAGGAUUUGUAUUGAUUAUGUCGCAAGGCUUGUGUCUGGGUUACGGUCUAUACAUAAUAGUUUGGUUUGUAAGAGCUCCCUUUGUUUCUCGCUAAAUGGAUCCCUUCCCUUGAUAGGGUGUUGAAUGGAUAAGCUCAGGACAUUGCUACAUGGUGACAUUGAGUAGCAUCAGGCAUUUUAAAAAACAUUUUAUGCAUAAUUAGAAUGAAUGAGCAUGUACUCCUCAUUUCUUAGUUAAUACUUUUGCCUCUUGGAGGUUGUCAAUAUUUGAAAAUCCAACCUUAUCAACACAGAAUUUACUGUAUUAGUUGGAUGAUGUUUAGGUUUCAAUUAUCCUGAUAUAAGUCAAGUUACUUAGACUUAGAUUCAAUAAUCCAUUGCUGUUCUUUACAUUAGGCAGAAAGCAUUCUCCAUAGAAAACUGCCUCCAACAAUGUCUGUAACCUCUUCCCAACUGGUGUCCACUGCCCGUAGGUCAUCCAUGAAGGUGUGGCACCAGGUGAUUCAAGGAUGCCCCUUUUUACAUUUUCCUCAUAUCAGCCUCAUGUUAUUUCUACCAUUGGGCAUCAUACUGAAAGGUUUGCCAUGUAUCAGGUGUUGACCUUAC